CAGCAAAUGCUGUCUGUUGGUAGGGGGCUCUGAACUGAUUCCGUGUUUCUCGAAAGAAAAAUCGAAAGAAAAUUUAUUUGUGCUCCGCAAAACCAACAAAAUCAGCAAGAUCAAUUGGCAAUAAACGGUUCCAUGUUCCAUGAGUGCAACGGAUGUGAUCACUUAAGGUGCCGAUCAAUCAGCCAAAAACAUCUUAAAUCGUGAAGGCUUGCUCCGGCCGUUCGUCACGACCGUAAAAGUGUCUGCGUGUGUGCCACGAUUACGGUGAAUCACCCUCGAUCUCUUCACGGAGGACCGUUCCAGAUUUUCUUCGCUUUUCCGGAUACAGAGCAACCCCCGGAGACGAGCAAUGACAAUGGGCGACGAAUCGCCCGUCGUUACCUCGCUGGUGUUGCCGAUUCUGAUACGACCGAUUUUGUCCCAGCUGGAACGACGUGAUGUUGUUGCAUCGCAGACACUGCGAGCUGCCCUAACCAAAGCGGAACAGAGUCACCCUGGCUUAACGUACGAUCUUGUGAUGGGCAUCAUCAAGAAGGGCGACAUCAACGUGAACAUGAACGAAAGCAUCCUACGGCUGCAGGGUGCCGCUACCGAUACGGAUUUAAUUGAAUAUCGCCUAAAUCGCACGGAAGAUGCAUUCCAGGAGCUAAAUAAAAAAUCAGCCGCACUGAAACGAAUCCUGAGCCGGAUUCCGGACGAGAUUGCUGAUCGCAAAACAUUCCUCGAGACUAUAAAAGAAAUAGCUAGUGCCAUCAAAAAGCUGUUAGAUGCAGUGAACGAGGUAGUGGGCUUCAUACCAGGUUCCUCCGGCAAACAGGCGGUCGAGCAGCGUAAGAAAGAGUUUGUCAAGUAUUCCAAGAAAUUCAGCACCACGCUAAAGGAAUACUUCAAGGAAGGAGAAGCGAAUGCGGUUUUCGUUAGUGCCCUGUACCUGAUACACCAAACGAACCAGAUUAUGAUCACGGUGAAGAAUAAAUGCGAAUAGAGUUCCACCGAGGGUGGCUUCUCCGGGCAGCCAACUACUAAGGAUGCAGUACGAUAGUUCCCAUCGACGCUGUUGGUUGGAAACGUAAAUUCACGAGUAUUUAAAGCUAGAGAUUUUGUUGUUUGAUUCCAAUUAUUUUGAGAAAAACUGUAAUAAGAGGAUCAUUUCUUUUGUUUUUUUUUCACCAUUCCAUGCUUCUCCGCCAUGCGAAUUAUAAUAAAAAUGAUCACCUCGUAUUAUGCUCGGUGCACUUGUUGCAACACGAUACUUUAAUAAAGAAAAGUGAAAGAGGGA
Messenger RNA from Anopheles darlingi, 1279 nucleotides. It is a transcript of the gene Ccm3, whose product is annotated as programmed cell death protein 10. The transcript has 5 exons. Gene Ontology annotation, molecular function: protein kinase binding. Bases 350 to 985 code for a protein of 211 amino acids. Gene Ontology annotation, biological process: positive regulation of MAP kinase activity; regulation of Golgi organization. The record is from RefSeq and is a predicted model, not a curated record. Gene Ontology annotation, cellular component: Golgi apparatus; FAR/SIP/STRIPAK complex. NCBI's taxonomy places the organism in Eukaryota, Metazoa, Arthropoda, Insecta, Diptera, Culicidae.